This is a messenger RNA of Apis dorsata (giant honeybee), 915 nucleotides long. RefSeq lists its product as uncharacterized. The transcript is spliced from 3 exons. Lineage: Eukaryota; Metazoa; Arthropoda; Insecta; Hymenoptera; Apidae. The coding region runs from base 190 to 606 and encodes 138 amino acids. The record is from RefSeq and is a predicted model, not a curated record.
AGCGGCGAACGAGUAGCGAUAUGAAACCGAUCGAUCGACGAAAGUCAACUUUUUAUAAGACAAAGGACAAUUUGGUUUCAAUUUGGCUAUAAGGUAUAAACAUUCGUAGAAAUUUUAAAUAAAUUAUCAAAAUUUCUAAUAUAGUUAAAUUAUAUCGGUAAAAUUUAAAUUGGUUAAAGGCAAUUUAUUAUGCCUCUUCAUUAUCUGAAGAAUCCUAUGUACGCACUUUGUCUCUUAGCGGCAUUUUGCGUACGACAGCAUAUACAGAAUAAUAGGGUCGAACAACCGUUAACAAAACGUAUGUCGAUUCAAACACCGAUAUUGAUAAACACAAAACCGAAUGAAGUGGAUUCAAAAAUAAUAUCGCACCCUAAGAAUUUCAUAAAUGAUUUUAACAAUAAUUUUAACAAGAUAGACGAAUCUGAUUUAUUGAUUAAUUGCAUACAUAUCAUCGCUAAACGGGCUCGACAAAUCAUUGAAAGCAUCCAAGCAAGCAUACCAAUUUCAAAGACAUUAGAUAUCGAAGAUUCCUUAUUAUCUUCAUCCAACAUUUUUGAUUCAUUUCUAUUCGCAACAAACAACGUUGGUAUCAAAUGGUUGGCUUAAUACCAAUGGCUUAAUAAUAAUGAUUGGAAUGAUGCAUUGAUGAUCUAUUGAAGAGUACGAAAAACUGUUGUUUGACAAAGAUUAACACGGAUUAAAGGGGGGGAUCCGCAUGUGAUCUUUGUCAAUCGAUGGAAAAUUUUGCAAUUGAUUGAAAGCGGAGGAAAGCUUUGUUCGUUAUCGAAUAAUUUCGAUCAAAUCGAAGAAGAAUUGGAGAAAAUAAGGGACAGACUUAUACAUUGUAUACUGUGUAAAACAGUUCGGUAUUGCGCGCUCAAAUAGGCGCCAACGAGCGCGCAAAUACCGAACAUG